GCCGGCCUCCGUCACAGGAAGACAAGGAGGAAGACAGGAGCACAACGGAGCUUUAACACCAUCAGCAGCAGCAGCUCCUCCACCUCCACCAGACGUGCUUCCACAGAUUAGGCCACAACGGUUUCCAGAGCAUCUAAAGACUCCCCCAGGCAGGAGGGGCUCUCGCUGACAUGACCUGAGAGGAGAGGCAGGAAGCCAUCGGUAUUGCUAUCAACAUGGGCAACCAGGAGGCCAAGCAGAAGAGAGCUGCAGCAGCAUCGGGUAACGGGAGCUACCCUUCCCUGGAUGAAGGAUGGAGAGAGGGAGGAGGGGAUACCACCAAAAAGGGGGGAAAGAAACCACACAGUAAGCAUGGAGGUAAAGGAGCAGGCAACGGUGGAGGAGGAGGGGGGAUGCAUGGCACAGGACCAGGGAAGAAGAAAAACAAAUCCGAGUCCAAGUCCUCUGUUUUCUCCAUCCGGAAGAGAAAGGGCAACCUGAAAGGGAGAGGGGACGUGUGCUCGUCAGUGACGGGAUCGAAGGAGGACGUGUUACUCUCCCAACAUGAGGAGCUGGACACCAAAACACCUGAGCUGUCUGCAGACGAGCUGGGGCCGUCGGACACUGAGGUUGAAAAGAAAAAGAAAUCAGAACCGGGGAAAAAGAAAGAAGAGCCGAAGCAGGAGGUGCAGAGGAAAGCCUCGACAGCAGCAACCUCACCCGCGGAGGAUGGGGGGCCGAAGGGGGGCAGCUCAGGGUCCGACACUGACAUCUACAGCUUCCACUCUGCAGCCGACCACGAGGAUCUGCUAGCAGACAUCCAGCUGGCUAUCAGGCUCCAGUACCAACAGCAGCAUGGGGGGGGUUAUCCUACUUUGGAUGCACAAGGACCGGGAGAAAAGGGUCUGAGCCUGAGGGGAGGAGAGGGGAGGAGGGAGAGUAAUGGGGGAGUUCAAUGUACUCCUCCAGAGGUGAUUGACCUGACUCCAGAAUUAGAGCUGGGGUCCGAUGCCCUGUCAUUCCUGGAGACGGGAACUGUGUCCAGCUCUGUCAAGCUCACGGAGCAGACACCACACCCCCCCUCACCCACUGAGGUACAUGAGAGAAGGGAGGAGAUGGGGGGGCUGGAGCAUCCGGAGCUAAAUGGGAAGGGGCAGAGGGAGAGAGAAGCCCCUCUUUGUGUUGCCACAGGCACAAAGGAGCAGCAUGAUUGGGUGCAGGAGCCCCCUCACACUACCAUCACCAUGGCUACAACAGGGGGGGCAACAGUCAGCCCGGUCUCCAUGACAACCUGUGCUAACAGCUUCACUGACCUCACAUUUGACAGUGCUGAGACCCCGGGGGAGAGAGCAGGAGGUGAAGGAGAGGAGGAGAUGGAUCCGGGGGUGGAGGUGGAUCUCAGCCCUCCACCAGCAGACCCCCCCGAAAACGUGCUGAGCUCAGGGGUCGUGUUCGAAGAAGGUGAGGGUCUGUUGGGCUCGGGUACCAGUGCAGAGUCCCUCGAGGACUGCCUGAGUGCGGGGUCUGCUGCCCCCCCCUCCAACCAGCAGUGCAGGAAGAGCAGCGUGUGCUUCACCCCGCUGCCCCCCAAGGAGAGCCCCACAUUAGCCAGACAUCUCCUCAGGUCCACUCACUCCUCCACCUCCUCUUCCCCUGUGGUGAAACCCUACCCUCCCAUCUUCCCCUCCUACAUCAAGACCACCACCAGGCAGCUCAGCUCCCCUGGACACUCCCCCGCCCUGUCCCCCUCCCACAGCCCCCUGUCCCCGCGCAGAGCCCACCACCACCUCCACAGGACGAUGGCUGAGAGUCCUCGGGUCCGGCGGCAGCGCUCUCGAAGCCUCGCUGGCUCUCUGAGUCGCUCUGCUGACUGGACGGAGGAGCUGGAGAGGAGGCUGAGGAGCAGGGAUGAGGAGGGGGGUGGUUCAGGGGAAUAUCUGGUGGGCUACAGAGGAGGAGGCAGCCAGCCCCUCUGUGCCACCAGAAGAUCCUCCUGUGGACAGGUUUCUACCUGCAGCUUUCAGGACAUCUUCACAGGGCGAACCCUCCUGGAGAAGCUGUUCCUGCAGCAGCAGCAGCAGGAGGAGCCGGAGGAGGCGGAGCGGCUCUGCUCCAGGAUCCUGGCCAUGGGGCUCCUGCUGCCGUUUGCUGACUGCUUCAGAGAGCAGCUGGAGGGCAGCACCACCCACCUCCCCUCCACAGCAUCAGCCAAAUUUGAUCAUGACCAGCUGUAUACCUGGGCAGCAGUUAACCAGCCCUCUCACUCCCUGGAUUCUCUGGAGGGGAAACUACCGGGGCAGCUGAGGGGCCCCUGGGCUCCUGUUAAACCAGGAGGGGACACCAAGACUUGGCUCAAAGCCACAGAGGCAGAAGACAAUCAAGAACACCAAGCAGCCAUCUUGGGUUCAACUCAACAACCGAAGGAGAGCCAUGAGGAGGAGUGUGUCCUUCCUUCAGCGAAACUGAAGGCCAAACACGUGAACGUGAUCCAGCAGCUGGAGCUGACCAUCGAGGCCCUCAGGACCAAGAUCGCUGAGCUGGAGCAGCUGCCCCCCCUGGACACUGUGAAACCCCCCCCCUCCACCACAGACCGGGAGGUGGGCGGAGAGGAGGGGCUGCUGAGGGCGGUGUGUGACGCUCACCUGCAGACUGAAACCAUUGUAGCUGCGGGGGGGCUGGAGGCCAAGUCGGUGCAGACCUCCCCCAUGGAGGACAGCUUUAAGUUCAAAGUGCCUUGCAGCGAGCCGGGUGGAGCGGACCCUCCCCCGCAGCCUCCACCCAGGCAGGAAGGCUUUCAGUGUUCCUGUCAGCUGCAGCCCCCCCCUCCACCUCCACUUCCAGGAGGAGCAGUACCUCCACCUCCACCAGGACAGAUUAUGGCACCACCUCCUCCACCACCUCCCCCUCCACCAUUACCAGGAGGCUUAAUGCCACCUCCUCCACCUCCUCCUCCUCCUCCACCUCCACCUCCACCAUUACCAGGAGGCUUAAUGCCACCUCCUCCACCUCCUCCUCCUCCUCCUCCUCCUCCACCUCCAUUACCUUUUGGUUCAGCAUGUCCUCCACCUCCACUUCCUGGUGGUAUUGCUCCACCCCCACCCCCUCCUCCUCCUCCUCUCCCUUGUGGCAUGGCUCCACCUCCUCCCCCGUUACCAGGAAUGGGAGCCCCACCUCCUCCACCUCCAGGGUGCGGGCCUCCUCCCCCCCCUCCUCCACCGGGAGGCAUGUGUGCUCCACCCCCUCCCCCCGGGGCUCUGGGCUCGCUGCCUCCUCCUCUGCCCAUGGGGCUGUACGCUCUGGGCCUGACGCAGGAGAAGCCCCCCAGGAAGGCUCUGGUGGAGCCCCCCAGACCCAUGAAGCCCCUCUACUGGACCAGGAUCCAGCUCACCACCAAAAAGGAGGUUUCUUCUUCGUUGGUGUGGGACACAAUCGAUGAGCCUGAAAUGGACUUUGAGGAGUUUGUAGAUUUGUUCUCCAAAACAGCCGUGAAGGAGAAGAAGCAGCCGCUCUCUGACACCAUCACCAAGUCCAAGGCCAAACAGGUUAUGAAGCUCCUGAACAAUAAGCGUUCCCAGGCAGUAGGGAUCCUCAUGUCCUCCCUGCAUCUUGAUAUGAAAGAUAUCCAGCAUGCCAUCCUGAACUUGGACAACACCGUAGUUGACCUGGAGACCCUGCAGGCCUUGUAUGAAAAUAGGGCCCAACAGGAUGAGCUGGACAAGAUAGAAAAGCACAUCAAGUCGUCAAAAGACAAGGAGAACGCCAAACCCCUGGACAAACCUGAGCAGUUCCUCCACCAGCUCUCUCUGAUCCCAAACUUCUCCUCCAGAGUCUUCUGCAUCAUCUUCCAGUCUAGCUUCCACGAGUGCAUGUCGUCCAUAACGAGGAAACUGGACACUCUGCAGAGAGUAUGCCUGGCGCUGCAGGACAGUGAGACGGUGAAGAAGGUUCUCAGUCUGAUUCUGGCUUUCGGUAACUUCAUGAAUGGUGGGAAUCGAACCAGAGGUCAAGCCGACGGCUUCACCCUGGACAUCCUGCCCAAACUGAAAGAUGUGAAGAGCAGCGACGGUACGAAAAGUCUUCUGUCUUACAUUGUUGCAUACUACCUCAGACACUUCGAUGAGGACGCUGGCAGAGAGACGUGUGUGUACCCCCUCCCAGAGCCUCACGACCUGUUCCAGUCUUCACAGAUGAAGUUUGAAGACUUUCAGAAAGACCUGACUCGACUCAGGAAGGACCUGAGAGCGUGCACAUCAGAAGUGGAGAAGGUGUGCAAGGUUUCAGACGAGGACAACUUGCAGCCUUUUAAAGACAAGAUGGAGGAGUUCCUUGCACAAGCUAAGAGUGAACUGGAGACCCUAGAGGCUCAACUCAGCAGCACUCACAAACUGUUCCUGGAGCUCACCGUGUUCUUCUCAGUGAAGGCCAAGUCAGGAGAGAAGGAGGUCUCCCCCAACACCCUGUUCUGCGUCUGGCACGAGUUCUCCUCCGACUUCAAGGAUCAGUGGAAGAAGGAGAACAAAGUCAUCCUCAAAGAGCGAUUAAAAGCAGCUGAGGAGUGUUUCCGGCAGGCCAAGGAGAAGGCGUCCUACAGCGUCAAACCCAAACACGCCUCUGGCAUCAAAGCCAAGCUGGGCAUGAAGAUUUGACUGAACUUUGGAUACUUGUUUUCCUGUGGAGUACCAGACAAUAAAGUACGAAGAGGACAGAAGAGAAACAGUGAAGGGAUGUAUGCCGCUGAGCCUACUCUGGACAUCUUAUUUCAUUGAUUAAUUUCUUCCAGUUGAACCAGUUUCACAUCAGCUUGAUGCCUUACGUUGCUCUCCUGUCCCUCUGUCUGAAUUAUGGAUGGAUGCUGCUGCAGGGCCACCAGGCCCCAUGUGUUGUUGAGAUCACCACAGCUCACAAACAAUAUACAUCUCAUACAUAACUGUUAGGACUAUACGCCUACAUUCAUAAAAAUGUCUCACUAGCAGAAUGGUAAAUGCAAACACAGUUCAACACAACCCAUGGCAUUAAUAGCACCAACAGCAUGGCACUUAUGUAUUUAAAUAUUAGGGAUUCUAACUUCCAACUGUUAAGUAUUCAGAUCCACCAGGUGAAAGCUUCUGUGAACAAUAUCAGUCAAUCGAUAUGGGAGGUUGACAGUCAAAACUAAACUGCUACAGGAAAAGUGUUCUGCAGAAACACUGAUGGAUCUACCCAAGCACAAAUAUGCACUCAGAUGUCAUCUCACCACUUUUAUGUUUAGUUAAUUUAACACACAUUGGAUUUACUUUCAACACCACAUACAUUCACAAUCUUUGUAAAUAUACAUCAGCAUGCAACAGGAAGUUGGAUUUUUGGUUUCUUGUUGACCUUGGAAACAGCAGUUAACCAAACAAUCUCAACUUUUGGAGUCAUCCCACGGGAAAAGUGUGGCCGUUUAUAAAGCACUUUAUGUUCUGGCUCAUUACUCCUCUAAUGCGAGGAGCAAGAGCAAAAUCCUUUUCCUUCAUUUGUUGUGUAACAUUGCUACACUUUUUUCCACAACUUUGCCAAGAUUUCUAAGCUUCUUCAUACUUUCAUAGUAUUUGCAUCCAACCUUGAAUCUCCAUUUAUAUAAGCACUCUUCUAUUCUAAACCUGGCUGUACUGUAGACCUAUUUCCAUUACAAAUGGUCAUCAUACCCCCUUUAAUGCAUUAAACAAUUGCAACCAAAUGUAGGUGGCCUACAAUAGCUUACAUUUAUUAUAAUGACCAUGACUAAGUCUGACCCAUGUUCAGUUGUCAAAUCCUCUUAGUCCAAAGCCCUAAUAUUAAGGUACUCUUCAAAGUAUAGGUCCCCAUUAGAUAUCAGCAUGAUUGUCCAUUACUAUGCUUUUUGAUGAAACAUUUAAAACUAGAUUUUAAAUCUAUUUUAAAGUGAGCCAAGAGUGCCAGUGAAUACACGGAACCGGCCAAGCUGGACAUCAUAGUAAUAUUCAAAUCUCAGCAGACACUCAAAUAUGGGAGGGCAAGAGUAAUUGCCAUUGAUUAGCAGCACAUAUUCUGAUUAUACUGCAAAUAAUACUGACAACUUCAGAAUAAAAACAGUGUAGGUCUAGAAGGGACAGCAUCUGGGUAAAUCCUUCUUAAUGUCAUUACCAGAUGAGACACAUCAUUAGCAGCAGCAUUGAUGGGCAGGAAUGCCAUUGUAAACUUACAUGUGUAAUUUUAAUGUACUGUAUGUUAAAUGAUAAGCCAUGUCAAACCACAUAUACUACGUCAAAUAUUUGAGUGUGUGUGUGUGUGUGUGUGUGUGUGUGUGUGUGUGUGUGUGUGUGUGUGUGUGUGUGUGUGUGUGUGUGAUAUGUACAGUGCAUUAAAUUACAGCUGUUGGAUUUUGUUGCAAAGUUAAUGACUAUCAAUGUAAGGAAAUCAAUUGUUUAAAAAAAGUAGUGGGACACGUUUUGUGUUUCUUUCAAUGAUAUCUUUUUCUGCUGGCCAGCCUGAAAACUCUCUACAGGACUAAGUUUGAACGGUUGAAGUUUCAUGUGCAAUAAAUGUUUAUACAUGUAUAUAAAGAGGAUGCAUGGAGCUUGGAAGUGGUGUAAUUUAUGUAAAAUAAA
Molecule: messenger RNA, 6566 nt
Organism: Trematomus bernacchii (emerald rockcod)
Lineage: Eukaryota; Metazoa; Chordata; Actinopteri; Perciformes; Nototheniidae
Gene: fmn2b
Product: formin 2b
Exons: 20
Coding region: 216-4625 (1469 amino acids)
Biological process (GO): actin nucleation; intracellular transport
Cellular component (GO): nucleus; endoplasmic reticulum membrane; actin filament
Molecular function (GO): microtubule binding
Source: RefSeq, a predicted model, not a curated record